This is a messenger RNA of Cornus florida, 3813 nucleotides long. Its product is annotated as probable alpha,alpha-trehalose-phosphate synthase [UDP-forming] 7. The transcript is spliced from 4 exons. The coding region runs from base 350 to 2935 and encodes 861 amino acids. Lineage: Eukaryota; Viridiplantae; Streptophyta; Magnoliopsida; Cornales; Cornaceae. Gene Ontology annotation, cellular component: cytosol. Gene Ontology annotation, biological process: trehalose biosynthetic process. Gene Ontology annotation, molecular function: catalytic activity. The record is from RefSeq and is a predicted model, not a curated record.
UUAUUUGUUUCUUAUAAUAAUAUUUUUCCCUGGAUAUUCAUUCAAGUCCAAUACUUUCCUUGUAUGUAUUAAAAGAGAUUAAGUUCAUUAAUAUUAAAUAAAUACGUGUAGAGAACGAACCCGAGAUCUUUUCCUUUUUUAUGUUGUAUACAAACCCUAUACAAACCCUAGAAUUCGCGUGAAAUUUAAGAUUGGGACUUGCAACUUUUCGUCGAUUCAGAAUAGCGAUAGUUGCGAAUUACCCAUUUCAAGAGUAAAAGGAAUCGUGGGGGUUACAGUUUGCUGUUAGGAUCUUGACGGGUUCUUUAACAGAGAGGGAAAGAGAGGUAAAGAGUGGGCGAGGGUAAAAAUGAUGUCAAGAUCAUAUACCAAUCUUUUAGAAUUGGCAUCCGGGAAUUUCCCGGUAAUGGGGAGGGAGAGGGAGAGGGAGAGGGAGCGCAGGCGGUUUCCCAGGGUGAUGACGGUCCCGGGGAGUAUUACUGAGCUCGAUGAUGAUCAGGCCCACAGUGUGUCAUCUGAUAAUCCUUCUUCCCUUGCUUCAGAUCGGAUGAUUAUUGUGGCAAAUCAGUUGCCUCUAAAAUCAAAGCGAAGGCCGGAUAAUAAAGGAUGGAGUUUUAUUUGGAAUGAGGAUUCUUUGCUUUUGCAACUUAAGGAUGGUUUGCCGGAAGAUAUGGAAGUGUUAUAUGUUGGUUCAUUGGGGGUUGAUGUUGAUCCGAUUGAUCAGGAUGAUGUUGCACAACAUUUGUUGGAAAAAUUUAAAUGUGUCCCUACUUUUCUUCCACCCAAUAUUCUAGAGAAAUUUUAUGAUGGUUUCUGCAAGAAGCAGUUAUGGCCACUUUUUCAUUACAUGUUGCCAUUUUCAGCUGAUCGUGGAUGCCGGUUUGAUCGAUCUAUGUGGGAAGCGUAUGUAUCCGUGAAUAAGUUAUUUUCACAAAAGGUGAUUGAGGUUCUAAAUCCAGAGGAUGAUUUUGUUUGGAUCCACGAUUAUCAUUUGAUGGUGUUGCCCACCUUCUUGAGGAGACGCUUUAUCCGUUUGAGAAUGGGGUUUUUCCUUCACAGUCCAUUUCCUUCAUCUGAGAUUUAUAGGACUCUUCCUGUUAGAGAAGAAAUCCUCAAGGCUCUACUAAAUACAGACCUUAUUGGUUUCCACACCUUUGAUUAUGCUCGGCAUUUCCUUUCUUGUUGCAGUCGUAUGUUAGGUUUGGAAUAUCAAUCAAAGAGGGGCUAUAUUGGGUUAGAAUAUUAUGGAAGGACUGUUGGAAUAAAGAUUAUGCCAGUUGGGAUUCAUAUGGGUCAGAUAGAGUCGGUGAUGAAACUUGCAGAUAAGGAGCAGAAAAUUGGAGCACUCAAGCAGCAAUUCGAAGGAAAAACUGUUUUGCUUGGGGUUGAUGACAUGGAUAUAUUUAAAGGUAUCAAUUUGAAGCUGUUAGCAAUGGAACAAUUGCUCAAGCAACAUCCAAAGUGGCAUGGAAGGGCUGUGCUUGUCCAGAUUGAAAAUCCUACAAGAGGUAAAGGGUUAGAAAUAGAGGGUACACAGGCUGAAAUAAGCGAAAGCUGCAAGAGGAUCAAUGAAAUAUAUGGGAAGCCUGGUUAUGAACCGAUUGUUUUAAUUGACAGGCCAUUGUCAGUCAGUGAAAAAAUUGCAUAUUACAGUAUUGCUGAGUGUGUUGUUGUUACAGCCGUGAGGGAUGGGAUGAACCUCACUCCAUAUGAAUAUAUUGCUUGUAGACAGGGAAUAUCUGCUGCAGAAUCUGGUUCAAAUUUGAAUGGCUCGAAGAAGAGCAUGUUGGUUGUAUCAGAAUUUAUUGGGUGUUCUCCUUCACUCAGUGGGGCAAUCCGUGUCAACCCAUGGAAUGUUGAAGCAACUGCAGAGGCAAUGAAUGAAGCUAUAUCGAUUUCUGAACCUGAGAAACAGUUGCGACAUGAGAAGCAUUAUCGUUAUGUUAGCACCCAUGACGUGGCUUAUUGGUCAAGAAGCUUUUUGCAAGAUAUGGAGAGAACUUGUGCAGAUCAUUUUAGGAAAAGAUGUUGGGGAAUUGGUUUAGGCUUUGGGUUCCGAGUUGUGGCUCUUGAUCCUAAUUUUAGAAAGCUCUCAAUAGAUACUAUUGUCUCAGAUUACUGUAGGGCUAAGUGUAGAGCCAUACUUUUAGACUACGAUGGAACUGUGAUGCCCCAAAACUUCAUAAACAAGAGUCCUAGUGCAGAGGUCAUCUCAAUCAUGAACAGACUUUGUGGAGACCCACGUAAUACAGUCUUCAUUGUUAGUGGAAGAGGCAGGGACAGCUUGAGCAAGUGGUUUUUUCAUUGCAGGAAUCUUGGAAUUGCGGCUGAACAUGGUUACUUCUUGAGAUGGUCACAAAGUGAAGAAUGGGAAAUCUGUAGCCAGAGUUCUGACUUUGGAUGGAUGCAAAUUGCCAAACCUGUAAUGAAAUUGUAUACUGAAGCUACUGAUGGUUCCUCUAUUGAAACCAAGGAAAGUGCAUUAGUAUGGCAGUACCGAGAUGCAGACACAGGCUUUGGAUUCUCUCAGGCAAAAGAGAUGUUAGAUCAUCUGGAGAGUGUUUUAGCAAAUGAACCUGUUGCUGUAAAGAGUGGGCAGUUCAUUGUAGAAGUGAAGCCUCAGGGCGUCGGCAAAGGCUUUAUUGCAGAGAAAAUCUUUGCAUCAAUGGCUGAAAAAGGGAAACAGGCUGAUUUUGUGCUUUGUAUUGGAGAUGACAGAUCCGAUGAGGACAUGUUUGAAAUAAUUGGUGAUGCCAUGGCAAGAAAUGUCCUUUCUGCAAAUGCUUCGGUGUUUGCCUGCACAGUUGGACAAAAGCCGAGCAAAGCCAAAUACUACCUGGAUGACACUACUGAAGUGAUUACCAUGCUUGAAUCUCUUGCUGAAGCCACUGAUUCUCCUGCCUCCUCUGAUGAAGAAAGUGAUGGCUCCCAUUGAAAUCUAAAGUCAGGUUUACUGCUUUAUAUUUACCUUGGUUCCCUUCUCUGGUGGAAUGUACAGUCCAGAUUAGCUGAUGGCACAUUUUCAUGUAUAGGGUGGUAGGUGUCAUUGGACUUGCAGUUUUCCUUUCCUUUCCCUUGUUUUUUCUUUGUUUUUCCCAUCAUCUCUUUAUAUUUUGGUCCCUUUUGUGGUAAGUGGUAUAUCCUAAAAUUGUUAGGCAUGUUUCCACCAUGAGCAGAUUUACAAGAAGAAAGGUCCCACGGGACUGGGGGCCAGAUUUAAAGGUUCCACGGGACUGGGGGCCCACUGUUGAGUGCUCAACAGUAAGAACAGCGGUAACUUGGAUUAUCAGGUGAGAAUGCCAAGGAGGUGUUUGCAUUAGGUUUUUGAUUAUGGUUUUGAGUGGAAUCCUUGAUCGAUAUCAGGAAUUGGAAGGCAUCUCAAACUUAAGGGUUUUUUGGGCAUUUCAAACAUGUGUAAAUUUGUAGGAAGGUUUAAAUUGAAUGAUAUCUCUCCAUCAAAAGUCAAACCCGAAACUAGAUGGUCAAUUUUUGUUUGGAAAAUGUCGGGCUCUGCUAUAUGGGUUCCACUUGGAGAGAAGCAGAUGUGGUGAUUUGUGUUCAAAGGGGAGCUUUAAUACUUGUACAUGUCAACAUUCUUCUACUGCAAUGGACAAAUAAGCCAAAGUUUAGUCCAUGACCCAUUAUUUGCUAGUGGGUGAAAGAAAGCUGGUGUGUGACCAUCCUUUUUGUUGCGUAACAAUAGUAAUUUGGAUUUGAGAAGUUCUUGUAAUGACAUUGAACAUGCCCUAUUGGGCGGUUAUUUCCUGUGGAAUAUUACUAUCCUUUGAUGCAAUUAUUAAUUUGCAUUAGUCA